Messenger RNA from Drosophila takahashii, 5225 nucleotides. NCBI's taxonomy places the organism in Eukaryota, Metazoa, Arthropoda, Insecta, Diptera, Drosophilidae. The record is from RefSeq and is a predicted model, not a curated record.
UACACACGGAUCAACUGUCUCACCAACACCCCCACAGGAGAAGCAGCAAUUUCAUGCCACGCUCAGCGAAAGCAGUCGACAGCAGCAACAACAGCAAUAUGUAGGCGCUCCACAGCAGCAACAACAACACAUGAAAUACAAGCAAGAACAGCAGCAACAACAACAAGAACAACAACCCCCCAACAACAAAACAAACAUAAAACGACAUAAUUAAGUUAUAGAAAUCAGGGAACGAGCAACGCCGCAACGAUCUUCGCCAGGAUCUGCACACAAGAAUGCAGCACGUGAGCGCUGCUAGCUCGGUGCCAUCAGUAGUAGCCCCUGUUGUGACCACUGGUGGGACGACGAUCACCUUGGGCGGCCCACCGCCGCUCCCCAAAUCGGAGCACAAAGAGGAUGGCAAGCCGCCGCACGGCAUCGAGAUGUACAAGGUGAACAUCGAGGAUAUUUCGCAGCUCUUUACCUACCACGAGGUCUUUGGCAAGAUCCACGGCGAUGUGGUCAAUCAUCAAUUGGCGGCGGCCCACGGUGGGCAAUUGCCACCACCUCCGCCGCUGCCGCCGCAGGUCAGCAGCCAUGCGGCAAGUGCAGCGGCAGCAGCAGCAGCCGCAUCGACUAACAAUGCCGCCGUUGCAGCGGUAAUGGCCUCAGCGAAUGCAGCAGCAGCGGCGGCGGCAGCUGCAUCGGCGGGCGGACAGCAGCAGCAACAGCAACAACUACCGCCGGCAACCAGCGGCAAUGGGGGCCAGCAGGUGACGGUAACGACGACCAGCAGCUCGACAAGCAGCGGCGGCGGGAGCACCACCAGUGGGGGCACCACGACCACGGCGGGUGAGUUGCUAAUGCCUAAAAUGGAGGGCGGCAUACAUGGCGUGGACGGCAGCGGCAAUGGCGGCAAUGGCGGCGGGCAGAACGUGGCGCUGGCGCCGGACGGUACGCCCAUUGCGACGGGGACGCAUGUCUGCGAUAUCUGCGGCAAGAUGUUCCAGUUCCGGUACCAGCUGAUCGUGCACCGGCGCUACCACAGCGAACGGAAGCCGUUCAUGUGCCAGGUGUGCGGCCAGGGCUUCACAACAUCGCAGGAUUUGACGCGCCACGGCAAGAUCCAUAUUGGCGGGCCCAUGUUCACCUGCAUCGUGUGCUUCAAUGUGUUCGCGAACAAUACGAGCCUGGAGCGGCACAUGAAGAGGCACUCAACGGACAAACCGUUCGCCUGCACCAUUUGCCAAAAGACCUUUGCCCGCAAAGAGCAUCUGGACAAUCACUUCCGCUCGCACACGGGCGAAACGCCCUUCCGUUGCCAGUACUGCGCCAAGACGUUCACGCGCAAGGAGCACAUGGUCAACCAUGUGCGCAAACACACGGGUGAGACGCCACAUCGUUGCGAUAUUUGUAAGAAGUCCUUUACGCGCAAGGAACACUAUGUUAACCACUACAUGUGGCACACUGGUCAAACGCCCCAUCAGUGCGAUGUCUGCGGCAAGAAAUACACGCGCAAGGAGCACCUAGCCAACCAUAUGCGAUCGCACACCAACGAGACGCCGUUCCGUUGCGAGAUCUGUGGCAAGAGCUUUAGCCGCAAGGAGCACUUCACCAAUCACAUACUCUGGCAUACAGGCGAGACGCCGCACCGGUGCGACUUCUGCUCCAAGACGUUUACGCGCAAGGAGCACUUGCUAAACCACGUGCGCCAGCACACGGGAGAGUCGCCGCACCGCUGCUCCUACUGCAUGAAGACGUUCACGCGCAAGGAGCACCUGGUCAACCACAUACGCCAGCACACGGGUGAGACACCGUUCAAGUGCACGUACUGCACGAAAGCGUUCACGCGCAAAGAUCACAUGGUUAAUCAUGUACGGCAACAUACAGGCGAGUCGCCGCACAAGUGCACGUACUGCACCAAGACGUUCACGCGCAAGGAGCACCUGACGAACCAUGUGCGCCAGCACACGGGCGACUCCCCGCACCGCUGCUCCUACUGCAAGAAGACGUUCACGCGGAAGGAGCAUUUGACGAACCAUGUGCGCCUGCACACGGGCGACUCGCCGCACAAGUGCGAGUACUGCCAGAAGACGUUUACGAGGAAGGAGCACCUCAACAAUCACAUGCGCCAGCACUCGAGCGACAAUCCGCAUUGCUGCAACGUUUGCAACAAGCCGUUUACGCGCAAGGAGCACCUGAUCAAUCAUAUGUCGCGGUGCCACACCGGCGACCGUCCCUUCACCUGCGAGACGUGCGGCAAGUCGUUCCCGCUCAAGGGCAACCUGCUCUUCCAUCAGCGCAGCCACACGAAGGGCCAGGAGAUGGAGCGACCCUUUGCCUGCGAGAAGUGCCCCAAGAACUUCAUCUGCAAAGGUCACUUGGUCUCGCACAUGCGCUCCCAUUCGGGUGAGAAACCGCACGCGUGCACUCUGUGCAGCAAGGCGUUCGUCGAGCGCGGCAAUUUGAAGCGCCACAUGAAGAUGAAUCAUCCGGAUGCUAUGAUGCCGCCACCACCCGUGCAUCCGCAUCCGCAAAUACCGGCUGGUGUGCUGACGCAAGUCAAGCAGGAAGUGAAACCGAUCAUAAUUCCCCACCACUCGGCGACCACCACGAUGCACACCAUCCAGCAAAUUACGGCGGGCGCGGCGGGCGGAGCCGGAGCAGUGCAGCUAACACCGGGCCUGGUGCCCCUGGUCACCUCGACGCUCAUCUCGCACAAUGCGGCCGCCCAGCAGCAGUCGCAGAAGAAUCAGGCAGCCGCCGCAGCAGCUGCCCAGCAGCAGGCCGCAGCAGCCGCGGCUGCUCAACAGCAGGCAGCGCAACAGGCGGCACAUCAGCAGCAUCAACAGCAAGUGGCCGCCCAGCAUCAGCAGCAGGCGGCAGUGGCUGCCCAUCAGCAGCAGCAACAGCAGUUGCAGCAGCAGCAGCAACUCCUGCAGUUGUCCAUCCAGCAGGCGGCUCACCAUCAUCAGCAAGAGCAGCAUCGCCAGCAGCAGCAGCAGCAACACCAGCAGCAGCAACAGCAGCAGCAGCAGCAUCACCAGCAGCAACAGCAGGGUCAUCCUCAGGCGCCGCCGCCACAGCAGCAACAGCAGCCGCCGCCAAUCGCCUUGAUCAGCGAUCCCGGUGCUCUGGCACGCGCCGCCAUCCAGCUGCAGCACCUGCCGGCGAACGUGGAACAGCACCCGGUUGUUUACUAACAGUAGCCCCUCCUGCACGGCUACACUCCCACCACAGCCCACUCGAGCAGCACGACCAGCACCUCCAUAGCGGCUACGGCGUCGUCGCAAGCGGCGUGGUGAGGCUGAGGCCAGUGUGCUAGUGAGCUAGUGAGCCGAGCUGACGCGACAUCUCUAAAUAGGACACACACACGAACCAUAACAAGCACACCCCAUAUAAGCAGCUAGUUGUAUGUACAAUAGUUUUAGCAGCGCGCUGGUUACGCUGAUCUGUGGCCCCCAGACGAUAGAGUAGUAUGCAGGGGUUUUAGGGUGUAUUGACUUUGAAACUAAGUUAUCUUGGGGGAUUCUAAACCAUUUUAUCCAAAAGAGAAACAUCAUUUUUCGAUGCCUUAAAAAUGUCUAUAUUUUAAAACAGAAAAUUUAAUGUAUGUAUUUCAUUUAUGACAAUAUGCUCUGGAAUUUAUCUGAUUUUUAAAAUUUCUAGAGAUUUCUGUGGCACCCCCAAAUAAUAACAAAAUUCAUAUUGCUUUUGGUCCCCCAAAAAUCAAAACACCCUAGAAAGUCAAGUACAGAUUGUGCUCUGUACUCCCAAAUGCCAUACGCACUCGUCUUUGAGCUAUCUUCCUCAUUUCCCAAUCGCAAACGAACUCAACACUCCUUAACUAGUCUGCCGCCGCCAGCUUUAACGUGCAAUACGAAUCAUCUCAUAGUUUGUUCUCGGUAUCUCUCUUUGUGUAUCUUUAAUGCUUAGACGCCUAGCGUCUAAUUUUAUUCACGUGUUUUCAACAUUUCUGAAAUGUGUGCCAGGCGGCGCGUGGUUUUGGAUAAGUCGAUUUCUAAUUGUUACUUAGCUGCGCUCAGUACAUCAAUCGCUCCCAAAAGCCAAUUCGACUCAUCCACUCUUCUCGCUAGACACUUUAAUGAAGGGGUUUUUGUGGCCGUAACCAGCGAAAGCGCACCAUCUUGUAUUUUUAUUGUGUUUUGACUAAGUUAUGAUUAUAUCCAUACGGAGCGACAUUCAUAGAAAGCAUCCUCAUCAUACAUAAACAUAUGCAGCAUAUGCAUAGGCAUACAAUUAUAAUAUAUACUUAUAGUUUGUAAAUAACACGCAACAAGACCCUUGGAAAUCUAUCGAAAAUUUGUAUCACAAUUGUAUUAUUUUUGCAUUUUCCAAGGAGGAUAAUUGAUAACGAGCAAAAACGCGUACACUUUCACAUAUAUUGGCCAAGUGUAGUCCUUAACCCAGUUUACAAUGUCGAGCCCCGAAAGUGGGGGCUGUGAUCAUUAUGAGAUAUAUAUUAUUAUGUGACAAUGGAAAAUGAAGCAGCAUAACAGCAGACACGACUAACGAGAUAAUGAAAAGGGAUUAAACAAACAAAUUAUUAUAUUUAAUGUUAGUUGAACUACUAAAAGUAAUAGUUGAGAACACGGAUCGCAAGAAUGGAGAGGAUAGGAGUCCCGAAUGAGCGAGCGAGUAGUUUUUAGUUGGGCGUGUCGCCCAAUCAUUAUAAUUACAAUUACAAUUACGAUUAUGAUAUAUGAAUACUAAACCUAUAACAACAAGUUAUUACCCCACUAUUAAAGUUAACAAACAACAACAACAACAACCCAUACAUAUAUAUAUACGACUAGGCACAACUCUAAAAUUAAUUACAUAUAACCCUAAACUGUGCUUAUGUUGAAAACAACAAACAUUAAGAACAAGUUAAAACAGUAACGAAAUGAAAGUGAAACAAUUAACGAGAAAGCCCCAAGCGCCACAAGCAACAACAUAUCUGCUUUAAAUUUUACAAAAAAAAUAAAACUGAAAAUUAAAAAAAAUAUAAACAUAUUAAACAUGAGUCACCGUUUAAUAAUUUUACGAGGAAUCACAAAACACAAAAAAACAGACACACUGACAGACACACACGCCCACACAUUAUGCUUCCUUUUAAAUGCAACAUUUUACACAUUUAAUUGUCAAGAAUUAAAUGCUUAAAAUACAAUUUAAAUUUAAUUUAACAAACUGUAACUUUACACGAAUAAACGGAAAAUGUAAAACUGUUUGUUUGACCAUUUGAA